GCCAGCGGAAGUACGUUGAGGGGCGCCGAAAGUGAGGCGCAGCCACGCCCCUUACCGGGGUUUCUGUGGAGCUGUGGCGGUGCCGGCUUCGAGCAUCCCUGCCCUGGCAGGCUGGGGGACUGCGAGGCUGCAGCUCCGGCGGCCAGCUCCGGAGAGGACAUGUCCAGCGAUGACGAUGCUGCCCCCACAGCUGCAGAGGCAGCGGGUGACACCCACCUGCUGGGCUUCUCAGAUGAGAUUCUCCUGCAUAUCCUGAGCCAUGUCCCCAGCACAGACCUGGUUCUCAAUGUGCGGCGUACCUGCCGGAAACUGGCAGCCCUGUGCCUGGACAAGAGCCUGGUGCAUACUGUGCUGCUACAGAAGGACUACCAGGCCAGUGAGGAUAAGGUGAGGCAGCUGGUGAAGGAGAUCGGCCGGGAGAUCCAGCACCUGAACAUGGCAGGCUGCUAUUGGUUGUCUGGCUCCACCAUUGAGCAUGUGGCCCGAUGUCACAGCCUGGUAAAGGUGAACCUGUCUGGCUGCCACCUCACCUCCCUGCGGCUGUCCAAGGUGCUUUCAGCCCUGCAGCACCUGCGCUCGCUGGCCAUCGAUGUGAGCCCUGGCUUCGAUGCCAGCCAGCUGAGCAGCGAGUGCAAGGCCACGCUGAGCCGCGUACGGGAGCUCAAGCAGACACUUUUCACACCGUCCUAUGGUGUGGUGCCCUGCUGUGCCAGCCUGCAGAAGCUGCUGCUCUACUUUGAGAUCCUGGACCGCACACGUGAGGGUGCUGUCCUCUCAGGCCAGCUCAUGGUGGGCCAGAGCAACGUGCCCCAUUACCAGAACCUGCGUGUCUUCUACGCACGCCUGGCUCCGGGCUACAUCAACCAGGAGGUGGUGCGGCUCUACCUCGCUGUGCUUAGUGACCGUACUCCCGAGAACCUGCAUGCCUUUCUCAUCUCCGUCCCUGGCAGCUUCGCAGAGAGUGGGGCCACCAAGAACCUGCUGGACUCUAUGGCCCGCAACGUGGCCCUGGAUGCCCUGCAACUGCCCAAGUCAUGGCUGAAUGGCUCCACCCUCCUCCAGCAUAUGAAAUUCAACAAUCCCUUCUACUUCAGCUUUAGCCGGUGUACACUGUCAGGCGGUCACCUGAUCCAGCGGGUCAUCAAUGGGGGGAAGGACCUGAGCAGCCUGGCCAGCCUCAACCUCAGUGGCUGUGUGCAUUGCCUGUCUGCGGACUCAUUGCUCCGUAAGGCAGAGGAUGACAUUGACAGCAGCAUCCUGGAGACGCUGGUGGAGUCCUGCUGUAACCUGCACCACCUCAAUCUCUCAGCUGCCCACCACCACAGCUCCGACGGCCUGGGCCGCCACCUCUGCCAGCUCCUGGCCCGGCUCUGCCACCUGCGUUCCCUUUCCCUGCCUGUCUGCUCUGUGGCGGACUCAGCACCCAGGCCUGACCGUGCGCCUGCCCCGCCAGCUAUGCACGCGGUGCCCCGUGGCUUUGGCAAGAAGGUGCGCAUUGGGGUGCAGACCUGUCCCAACCCUUUCCUGGGCCAGUCGACCCCCCAGCCUGCCUCUGUGUUCUGGUCUCUGCUGAAGAAGCUCCCUUUUCUGGAGCAUCUGGAACUGAUUGGGUCCAAUUUCUCCUCAGCCAUGCCCCGCAAUGAGCCUGCCAUCCGCAACUCCCUCCCGCCCUGCAGCCGGGCCCAGAACGUGGGGGACUCAGAGGUGGCUGCCAUCGGCCAGCUGGCCUUCCUGCGGCACCUGACACUAGCCCAACUGCCAGGCAUGCUGACAGGCUCUGGACUAGUGAGCAUUGGCCUACAGUGCCAGCAGCUGCAGUCUCUGUCGCUGGCCAACCUGGGCAUGAUGGGGAAGGUGGUGUACAUGCCUGCUCUUGCCGACAUGCUGAAGCACUGCAAGCGGCUGAAGGACCUGAGGCUGGAGCAGCCCUAUUUCAACGCCAAUGCACAGUUCUUCCAGGCACUGGGCCAGUGUUCAUCUCUGCAGCGCCUGUGCCUGGUGUCUCGAAGUGGCACGCUGCAGCCGGAUGCCGUACUGGCCUUUAUGGCCCGUUGCCUGCAUGUUGUCGUGUGUCACAUGUUCACUGGAGAAUCCCUCAUCACCUGCAAGAGCCUGCAGCAGUCGCUCCUCCGGAGUUUCCAGGCUGAGAGGCCCGCAUUGAACGUCGUCAUCUUCCCCCUGCUCCACGAGGGCCUGACAGAUGUCAUCCGAGAUGUCCCCAUGGUGCACCUGGACGAGAUCACCUUGUUUAAAAGCAGAGUGGCUGAGGAGCCACCGAACCUGUGGUGGUGAGAGGGUUGCCUGGCCCCAGCCCCGCCACUCUUGUUAGCAGAGACUCUUUCUGUCUGAGUCUCCACAAGGGUCCAAGAAGCCAGCGGACAGUAGGUCCUUGUUUUGUGAUGGGAAGAAAGAGUUUCCAGUUGUUCUGAGACAUUUACCCCUCUCACUUGCUCUCAAGAAUACUUGGCUCAGUGACAAUGAUCAAGGAGGCCGUGGAUGUGAGAGCCUUCAGGGCCUGGCCACAGUCCCAGGGGCUUUGUGGACUGCAGGCCCCAAUCCACCUGCUUACUUCAGCAUGAGGACUGUCCCUCUGUCCCUUUGUCCAUGGUCAUCUACAGUUGAGUUCAGUUAUGUGACUGUAUCCACAUGGGGUCAGGGUGGGCUGGGCUCUCACUGUGAAAUACCCACAAGGACAUCUCUGAGCCUGUGGCUCCUUUUCCUACUGAGACACAUUUAGGGCAUGGCCCAAUGGCAGAGCACUCUCCCGUUGUGUAUGAGGCCCUGGGUUUCAUCCCCACCACAAAGAAAAAGAAAAUGUUUUAACCCAAUGAUGUCUCUGGGAUGUUUUCAGCCCAAUAAUACCUGUGCCAGAGGGUCCCCUGGGGCAGGAACUGUGGGAUGACAUCAUCCCCAAGCUGAGCCUGAGGAGUUGGGCCUCUGGCUCACAAGGGUCACUUCUCCCCACAGUACAUAGGCUUCUGCUUACAAACUCCAGGUGCUGUGGAGGUCUGAACGCUUCCUAGGAAGUCCACAACCACUGGCCUUGUUAGAACAGCUAAAAACGGUAAAAGCCAGAGCGGGCAUAGGAGGCUGCAGCAGGAGCACAUACCCGUUUCGUCCUUCCAGAAAUUCACUGAGAGCUGUGGGUACUGCUUUAGUUAGUGAGUGUGCAUGGACCCCGGUCUCCAUCCCCAGCACUGCUUACACCUUCAUGGUGUCUCACACCUGUAAUCCCAGCAUUCAGGAGGUCAAGGCAGGAGGUUGGGGCAUCCUCAGCUCCAUAACUGAGGUAGAGACUAGCCUGGGUUACAUAAGAUCCUGUCUUAAUCUCAAUAAAACAAAAAGAAAAAAGAAAAGAAACUUGAGGGAGGACCCAGUGUCUGUGGCCUCACCCUAGUGAGACUAAGAGUCAGUAGCCCCUAGAGGGGACUUGUGAGAGCCUGUAGCUGGAUUGGUCCAACUAGACUCCUGCCUGGCCCUCUCUUGGUGAUGGGUCCCCAUUAUGCUGUGGACAUUGAUCUAGGUAGCUUCCAGUCUGGACAUCUCAGUUCAUGCAGGUUCACCAGACAUUGCUCACUGCUGGUGACCAUCCCAGACCCAGCCUGCCCUCAUCCUCUGUCUCCUUGGCAACAGGUCUUCUUAAGUUGUGGUCUCCUCAGCUUCCCUUCUAGGUAAGGAACAGAGUGAACUGGCCUCUGGGUGUGUGACCUGUGGUCUUGGGCAGGCUGUGCCUAGCAGUUGGAGCCUGGGGAGGCCUGGGGGCUUCUGACCUGGCUCUGGGGAAGGUGUUAGGGAAACAGCCCUCAGUCCCAGGCCCCAAGAGAAGUACUUCUGCCUGGCCCCUGCUCUUCUAGCCCGGUGUUUAUACACAGCCUGCAGUGCCAGCCCCUCGCUCCCCGUCCAGUCUCUUGCUUGAGAGGAUCUUCAUUCUCUGUAGAGCCCAAGGUACUCCCUCCCAGAGGGGUCAGUCAGUCUGUCUGUAGGCCAAUCCCAGGGGAUACCCACCCCACACCCAGAGCUCCUGCCCUCACAGACCUAACACAGUUUCUGAGAGCUAUAAGCUUGCCCUGUCUUUUCCUGGCAUUGCCUGCCAUGGGAUGGGCUGCCAAGGUUCCAGGAGGCAGACUGAGGUCCCAUACAGCUGUAGACAAGGGUCCCAAAGGUAGUGGGACUCCUUCCCCCAGUUUCUGGGCAUGUCUUUAGAGCAUUAAACUGGCACCUGAAGGCCACUGUGUAGGCUUUCCAGGACCAGCUGCUGCAUGUCCUUAAAAUGAGAAUGUGGCUGGUUACAGCCUAGGAGGGAGGCAGGUUGCUUGGAGGUAUCGGUCUCAAGAGGCCUUGUGACUUUUUCCUUUAAAGGAAGUUCCACUCAGCUGGGUGUGGUGGUGCAGCCCUUUAAUCCCAGCACUUGAGAGGCAGAUGAAUCUCUGAGUUCUAGGCCAGCCAGGGCUACAUAGAAACCUUAUCUCAAAAAACAACAAAAACACCAAACAAAUAGCAGCCUUUUUCCUUCAGACAGGAACUCACCUUUCUGCUUGGAUUUUAUUCCAAAGGCCAGAGCUGUCCUGUCAAUCCUGUGAGAGCCAGCAGUUUUAGCCAGUGGUAUCAUUCAUGUCCAGAAACUGGGCUGACAGGAAGGGGCUGCUCACAGGAGGCUGGGGUGCAGACUGUCUGAGGAAGCAACCCCAAGUCGUAGCCUGGUAUUCUUAGUGUCUCUUGCAGCAGUCCUUUGACUUCAAGUGAGAAUUCUCUCUUUCUCCACUGGGGACAGGAUCCACCAGAUGUCAAUAGCAUGCUUAUUUUUGCUAAGUGCUAUUUUGGCACCGGUGUUAAUCACAAUUUAUAGCCUGCAGCAUUUGACGCUGGGAAAAGAACCCACCCUAAUGGUCCCGGAUUGGCAGGACUCGGCUGUUAAGUGGCAGACCAUAUGCUGCCUGCCAAGAAGACAGUGAGUGCUUGUGCUGGGUAUCUAUGUGCCUGAUGCGUGUGUGUGCAAGUAUACAUGGGUGUUUGCACCUGCAUGUGUGUGCAUGUAUACCUAGGUAGGCCUGUGUGCAUGCACACAAGUUUGCAUCUUGUGGUGUGUGUUCUCUGUGGUAGAGAGAGGAGGGAGAUAGGUGAAUUUAUCCUUUGUAAACAGAAAUCCCCUGACCUUCCAUGGCUGCCUGUAUCCCUGCCUCAGCCCAGCCCAGGCUGCUCUUGCCUCUACCUCCUUCUCUAGAUCUUGUGUUGUUUGUUGUUAUAUUUAUUUUGGUUUUUCAAGACAGGGUCUUACUGUGUAGCUCUGGCUGUCCUGGAACUCACUCUGUAGGCCAGGCUGGCCUCAAACUCACAGAGAUCCUCCUGCCUCUGCCUCCCAAGUGCUAAGAUUAAAGGCGUGUGCCACCACUGCCCAGCCAGCCCUUGUGUUUUAUGUCUUGUCUUUGAUGCCAUGUCUCCUAACCCUGUGGCUUGGCACAUACCAGCAAACCAUACUGAGCUCACCGAGUGGCUUUCCUCAUUUUCUCUCUUCUUAAAACUCGAUGUGCAAGUGUGCAUGUAUGUGUGUGCAGGUCUGUAUGUGCCAUGGCACAUGUGCAGAGAACAGAGGGCAAUCAUGGGUGUCUCUUUUCACCUUCCACCUCAUUUGAGACAGGGUUUCUUGAUUGCUGUUGUAUAAGCUAGCUGGCCCAUGAACUUCCAGGGAGUCUCCUGUCUGUCUCCCAUCUCUUGAUGGGAGUUCUGUGAUGACAGAUGUGCACUACCAUGUCUGGCUUUUUGUGGGUUCUGGGGAUCUGAACUUAGUUCCUCAUGCAACAAGUACAUUACCCGUUGAGCUAUCUCCCCAACCUGCUUUCCUGAUUUUCAUAAGGAGGAAUUUUAUCGGCCAGGGUAAGAAGUGUUCUGCUCUUAUAUGACAGGGACAGGCUCUGUCCUGCCAUUGACCCUUGAGGCCUUGUAACAAGGCUAUGAGGUUCAGACCUGGUCUAGAUCUAGGCUGUGGCCAGGGAGGGCUGGGCCCAGACACUGAACCCACUGGGUGCCUCUCACAUUUGGGGAUCCAGGGCAAAUUCAGUGUCUGUCUACCGCAUCAGACAAAGUUAAAAGCUAAGUGCUUAGCAAGAUGGUGGGGGUUGGGCUGGUCUAGGCUCAGAGGGGUCUGUGGGAAAGAUCAGCCCAAGCAGUGGGGCUGUGGGUGCCAAGGGCCAGGCCUCUAUGAGCCAAGGCCAAACCCUCAAGAAGGAUGGACAGCCACCCUAACAUCCCUUGCAAGAGAUGCCAGCAUGCCACCUUCCCUCCAGCCUUUGCUGUGACCUACCCCUUAGAAGAGCUGGAAAUUGCUGAACUCUUACAAGGAAAAAUAAGAGAAGUGUGGUGGGGCAUACCUGUCAUUCCAGACCACAGGAGGUAGAAACAGGAGGAUCAGGAGUUCAAGGCCAGCUUUGGCUAUAUAAGGAAUUCGAAACCAGCCUGGGCUACAUGAAACUCUGUACCAUAUAGAGAUGAGAGAGAGAGAGAGGAAAUUUUGAAUGGGAUAUGAAAUGUGACUGCAGGUAGUGAGUCCUACAUUCUUCCUGUGGAUGUCACCAAUUCACUAGUACUUGCAAUUAUUAGCAGCAUCCACUGCACUGUUGCAAGGGUUUUGUGACUGGUCUCAUCUGCAUUUGGGGCUGCAGGGUACAAUAGAAGUUACUAGGCUCUGUCAAUACUGCAUGGGGGUCUAGACCAGCCGUGGGUACUAUGUUAGCUGCUCAGUGGUUGCACUCUUACAUCUCUUUGGAGGACCACCAGUGGGUGGGCUUUUCUUUGAAUUAUUGGACCAGGAGCUUGGCUGAACCUGUCCCGCCCCAGGCAGACCUGGCAGGCUCCCAUAGGGCUGCCUGCAGCGGUGCUGUUCAGGGAGGCCAGGGUCCCUGAAGCUGCUGCUGCUAAUGCUGGCCUGGAACCUGCCUCAGAACCUGGGGCUGCAGAUGGGGCAGGCUUGACUCCAUCCAAAGCCCUGACCUCUGUGCUGACGAAGUGUUCAUGGGUUGCUGUGCAAGGAAUAUGUGUACGAACAAGGGUUUCCACAGUAAGAGUGUGCGUGCAUCUGUAGGUGUGUCUGUGUGUAUGCACACACAAGAGCACAUGUCUAGGUAAUAGCGUGAAGCCUCUCCUAUGCCACUUCUGACCAUGACAGACUGUGUGUAACUUUACCUGGCAGCAUCUGAGUGGAGUGUUUUGUUUUGGGGCAUGGGGUAAGGCCUUGUGACCAGGUGCUAAGUGACCAUCCCCACCUCUUUUGAUGACAGACUGCCCUGACUCCUGUCUAUCUUGGAGAACUGCCUGUAGUUGGUAUCUGGUAGUGACACUCACCCAGGUGUCUCUGUGGUGCUGACAAACUACAUUCUGAAUGGCUGUUCUUAAUGUAAAUUUGUGGCAUGUAGAAAAUCUCAAAUAAAAUUACCUUGAUUUAGAAAACCA
Peromyscus maniculatus bairdii (prairie deer mouse) is the source of this 7443-nucleotide messenger RNA. RefSeq names its product F-box and leucine rich repeat protein 18 (gene Fbxl18). The record is from RefSeq and is a predicted model, not a curated record. Gene Ontology annotation, biological process: SCF-dependent proteasomal ubiquitin-dependent protein catabolic process. Lineage: Eukaryota; Metazoa; Chordata; Mammalia; Rodentia; Cricetidae. Gene Ontology annotation, cellular component: SCF ubiquitin ligase complex. Gene Ontology annotation, molecular function: protein binding.